Messenger RNA from Heterobasidion irregulare TC 32-1, 1503 nucleotides. RefSeq lists its product as uncharacterized. Gene Ontology annotation, biological process: endoplasmic reticulum to Golgi vesicle-mediated transport; intra-Golgi vesicle-mediated transport; endocytosis. Bases 1 to 1503 code for a protein of 500 amino acids. Gene Ontology annotation, cellular component: Golgi apparatus. The transcript has 6 exons. Gene Ontology annotation, molecular function: GTPase activator activity. NCBI's taxonomy places the organism in Eukaryota, Fungi, Basidiomycota, Agaricomycetes, Russulales, Bondarzewiaceae. The record is from RefSeq and is a predicted model, not a curated record.
AUGUCUGGAACGAGCAAAAUUGCGGCAGAGAGAAAUUCGAAGGCGGUAAUCGAUUUGGUGAUGAAACCAGGCAAUGACAUAUGCGCAGAUUGUAAGACCCGAAACCCCCGGUGGUCAUCCCAUAAUUUGGGGAUAUUCAUUUGUGUCAACUGUGCCAGUAUUCAUCGAAAGAUUGGUACCCACAUCUCGAAAGUGAAGAGCUUGACAUUGGAUUCGUGGACGAAGGAGCAAGUAGAAAAUAUGCGUCAGAUCGGAAACAUCAAAUCAAAUCAAUUUUAUAAUCCAGAUGAAGUUCGUAAUCCACCACCGACGAACAUGGUAGACUCUGAGAGGGAUAGUGAAUUGGAGAAAUUUAUUCGUGACAAAUACGAGUUUAAGAAGUUCGUAUCACGUUCUGCCAUCGUCGCAGCGCACCUUGGACCAUCCAGGUCUGCAGCUUCCGUGAAAGCACUUCCUUCUUCAUCUCCACAGCGUUCGCAGACCGCUCCAUUAGGAAACCCAACGGCGUCGUCUGCUCGCCCGCUCACCUCCAGUCAAACUCUACCCCAAAUACCCUCGACGGCCACUCCGCCGUCGACCUUUCAACAUUCUUUACCUAACCGUUCCGCUACUCAACCGCCUUCUGCUUUUCAGCAGCAACAGCAGGCGCAACAAAUGCAGCAGCCGGCAAGCGGCGUUUGGUCCGACCUUGCGGCUCUUCAAGGCCCUGCACAGAACUCGUCGCUUCCUUUACAGUACCAGACAUCGCAACCUCUUGCCCUUCCUAAUCACAACCCAUUUCCUACCGCAGGCACGACACCUUUUGGGAACGGAAUGGGUCUUAGUCCUGGAACGAAUGCUACCGGUAUCUCUCCACAUUUGGCCGUUGGGGGUGGGAUGGGGAUGGGCCCUGGCAUCUCUUCUGGGUUGAGUAUGAACAAUAUGGGUACACCACCCUUCCAAACUCAGCCACAGAUGCAGACGCAAGCACAGUCCGCGAGCUUCGGUGCUCCAAACACAUUCUCUUCCGCUGGCACUGGUGCAGCGAACCCUUUCGCACAAAUGCUUGCCGCCCAAUCUCAUGCACAGGGACAGAUGCAGAUGCAGCAGCCGUUCCAAUCACAGCCUUUUGCACCACAACAAAAUCCGUUUCCACAACCCACCCCAACAUUCUUGCAACAGCAGCCAACGUCAUUCCAGCCACAGCCUACAGCGUUCGCGCCGUCACCUCAGCCCUUUGCGCCGCAGUCUCAGGCGAACCCAUUCUACACGGCUGGCCAACCGAUGCUCGCCCAAUCUCAGGCGCCGUUCCGAACUACUCCGUCGCCAUAUGGCGGAAUGGGUGUUGGAACGCAGUUUCAACCACAACAGUCUCAGCCACAGCAGAUGUUCGCGGCGCAAGGUAUGCAGCAACAAUCUCCCAUGCCCAUGCAGGGCACGAAUCCGUUCACGGGGUGGAUGCAGCAGGCGGCGCCAGCGCAAGGGGGGUUCACGGGACAGAAUGGACCCUGGGGCUCUAUGUAA